UCUCUUCUUCUUCCUCCUCUAACUUUGCACUUCUAGCUAGCUUCUUCUUCUUCUCCUCCUCCUUAAGGUAUGUUGCACUGCCGUGGUGCUUCUCCCCCGUUAACUGAUGAAUGAGUUUAUGUUUUGGUUUCUGUUUUUUGGGGUAUGUGAUUGCUGCCUACAAGUCCAUUGUCUCUCUCUCUUGGCCUUACUGUUGCUUAGCUGCUAGCUUCUAGUUUGUACCAAGGCCUAGGGGAGGGAUGAGUGAAGCUUUGCCAUAUCCUGGUGGAAUUGUACCUGUUUCAAUUCUAGCACUUGUUGUUUCCUCUGCCGAAAUCGUCUCAGGUAGGUACUGCUAGUGCCCAAAGUUUUGGCGAUACCGGUAUUUCAGAAUUCAGAGUUUUGGCAUCUACCUUGCGAUCUUUUCCCCCAUUUUGGUCUCUUCCAUUGUUUCCUUUUCGACCUCCGGAGCUGGUUUCCCUCGGUCUCUAGCCCAUCUCAGGUUCUUGGGGUGCGCGCGGCUUGACGCCUCCUGCUGGUUCCGUUCCCCUCUCAGAGUUUCUAGUUCUUGUUCUUUCUGCUCUGAAUCUUGAUACUCGAUGGACAAAAUAAUAAUUCUGCUCGGUGUCUGUCCUCUGUCCUAAUGUUCUCGCUGUAAUUUUGCAAUUUUGCUCUCGGUCUCUAGCGUGUCGCACUGCCAUGGAAUUGAAUCGCCGUAAUUGCAAUCAUCGUUCUCUUCUGAAAUUCUGCUUUUAUUACAGCAUGGCUCAGAUUAAUCCCAUCUGUUUUUCUUUUCUUUCACGGCCAGUCCUCCACAGAGUCCAGCGGAAGGCGUCGCAAUCUUCUUCCCAUUUAUAAUCGCAGCAGUGAGUGUGGGAUCCAUUCCAUGGCAGAGUGGUUUAAUGGCCGCACAUUGAAACUGCGUCCAUUUCCCCAUCGCCAUUAAUUGAGCUAGCGAUCAGCUCGCCAUGGCUGGUCCUUCUUGUCCAACCCUCCUUUAAUGGCGCAACUGUAGUGCGCAUUUUCUUGGACCCAUUUUUGGUCGUGUAGAUGCUUCUUUCCGCUUGUGCUCUCGGGUCAGGUCGCUCCCUUCGUCGUCCUCUCCUGCUGCGUUAACGUUAAUGGCUUGUAGUAGCCACACUUCAUCAGCUCAUCUUCCCCGCCUUUAUUCUCCCGAGCUUUCAUGGCGUUUGGUGGCGCAAACGGCCGCAUUAAAAAGCUUAAAUUGUUCUCUGGAAAAAGACCCGAUCUUUCCCUUUGGCGUCCGCAUUAAUUUGGCAUCCUGAGUGGGUGCGGAUUAGCACGGCCUCCUUGGAUUCUUGUACUGCUCCAUUAAUCGGACGUUCUUGCACCGUUCAGUGGUAAGAUCAAGAAUCUGUUCGACGAGAGGCCGGUCGGGCGCGGAGCAAGGCGGCCGCCCAGAGUAGUGCUGCACGGCUUCCCCGGCGGCGCCGAGACGUUCGAGCUCGUCGCGAGGUUCUGCUACACCGGCGGCGGUUUAGCGGUGGUGACCGCGGCCAACGCCUGCGCGCUGCGCUGCGCGGCCGAGUUCAUGAACAUGGCGCCGAGCUUGGCGAAGCUGGCGGAGAAGGCGCUCGACGAAAUGCCGCACUGGCCGUGGCAGAGCGUCGUGGACGCCGUGAGGCAGUGCGAGCGCCUGCUCCCGCUGGCCGAGUCCACCGGCGUGCUCGGGCGUGUCGCUGGCGCGCUCCUGUCCCACAUGGCCGUCGUCGGGGACGCCACCCCGACGAGCUCCUCGCCCGAGAGCUCGGCGUUCCGGUUCUCGUGCGACACCAAGAGCAGCGCCAGCCUCUUCAGCAGCACCGCACGGUGUAAUGGCUCCAGCCGGACGUGGUGGUUCGAGGACCUGGUCGUCGUCCUCAGCCCCGGCAUGCUGGAGCGGCUGGCCAGGGCGCUCCUGGCCAGGGGCGCCGACCACGGCGUCGUCGCCCGCUUCCUCUUCUACUAUCUGAAAUGCCGCCUGGCCGGCGCGGCGAACGCGGAGGACAAGGCCGCCAUGCUCGAGGCCGUGAUCAUUGUCAUAGCCGAUGACCUCGACCGGAGCUCAGUCUCCUGUAAGGGCCUCUUCGGCAUCCUGAGGGUAGCGUCGCCGCUCAGGCUGGCCGGCGCUUGCCAGGACAGGCUCGUCGCCAUGAUCGGCCGCAAGCUGGACCACGCCACGCUCGACAACCUGCUCGUCCAGGCGCCGUGUUCCGGGAAGAAGACGAGAGGCGGCGGCGGCAGCCUGUACGACGUGGGUCUGGUGCUCAGGUUCCUGGAGGCGUUCCUGCGCGAGGAGCCGGAGCCGGCGAGGCUGAAGAAGGUGGGCGCGCUGGUGGACCUGUACCUGGCCGAGGUGGCGCCGGACCCGUCGCUGCGGCCGGCCCGGUUCGUCGAGCUCGCCACCGCGCUGCCGCCCGCCGCCAGGGACUGCCACGACGCGCUCUACCGCGCCAUCGAUGUCUACUUCCAGGUUCACGGCCGGCUGACGGACGAGGAGAAGAUGAAGAUCUGCAAGGGGAUCAACUACGAGAGGCUGUCGCCCGAUUGCUGCAAGCACCUGGCGAGGAACGCCGGGUUCCCGACGAGGGCGGCCGUGCAGGCCCUGGCGUCGCAGCACGCCGUGCUCAAGGGCAUCAUCCGACACUCGGGCCCCAUGAAACCUCCACCUCCUUCUGCUCCUCCGGCCACGGGGAAGCACCAACGCGACGGCCACGACGACGGCGGCGACCAGCAGCAAGUUGUCCUGUACGCGAGCCGGCUGGAGCUGUCGCUGGAGAACCAGAGCCUCAAGUCGCUCCUGGACGGGAUGAACUGGCGGAUGAUGGAGCUGGAGAAGGUGUGCAGCCGGAUGAAGACGCAGAUGAACAAGAUGAAGGCCUCCAGAAGAGGAGGCGUCGCCGCCGGCUGCACGGCGAGAUCACUCCCCAGGAUGUGUUCUUGAUUCUUGAUCACACUCUGCCAUGAACAACACUGCACAGUAGUAGUGAAUGAAUGUUUGUACAUAGGCUCUGCUUUUUAUUUUUUAUCCAUUUUUUUUCCUCCUGCGUACCAGCUCUUGGGUGAUCAAUCUGAUUUGAGAAUGGAUAUCGAUUAUGUGGAGAAUCUGUUCUUGUUACAGCUUGUGGAUGGAUAGAUAGAUUCGAUGAUCAACUAACAAGACAGAGAUGUAAGUAAGAUGCCGCCAAGUACAACUGCCUCAUUUUUUUA
Molecule: messenger RNA, 3189 nt
Organism: Brachypodium distachyon (stiff brome)
Lineage: Eukaryota; Viridiplantae; Streptophyta; Magnoliopsida; Poales; Poaceae
Product: BTB/POZ domain-containing protein At3g22104
Exons: 3
Coding region: 1532-2923 (463 amino acids)
Source: RefSeq, a predicted model, not a curated record